AAGUAGGAGCGGCCGCAGCUUCCGGGGCGGAGUUCAAAGUAGGAAGUGGAACCACAACAACACUUCUCCUUUCUAAAUAAUAAUAAUAAUAGUAUCUGUGGUUCAGAAUGCAUUUCCUCCUGCAGACGGUUCUUCUAUGAGUAAGAGGUCUCGGGCGUUGGCUUGAAGCCUUUGGAUUCAGCAGCUGGUGAUCACUUCACAACACUGUGCAGAGAUGGAGGAGACGAGUCGGGAGGCGGUCGCCACGGCCGUGCAGCGUGUUGCAGGGAUGCUGCAGAGGUCAGACCAGCUGGACAAAGUGGAGCAGUACAGAAGAAGAGAGGCCCGCAAAAAGGCCUCUGUAGAAGCCAGGCUGAAGGCAGCCAUCCAGUCCCAGCUGGAUGGCGUUCGCACUGGACUGACCCAGCUGCACAGCGCCCUGAUCGACGUCAAAGAUAUCCAGAGCUCGCUGGCUGACGUGAGCAAAGACUGGAGGCAGAGCAUCAACACCAUCGAGAACCUGAAAGAUGUUAAAGAUGCCGUCGUUCAACACAGUCAGCUGGCCUCCGCCGUGGAGAACCUUAAAAACAUCUUCUCAGUGCCAGAGAUCGUGGCAGACACACAGCAGCUGAUCGAGCAGGCGGAUCUGCUGCAGGCCCACAGGAAGCUGAUGGAGCUGGAGUGUUCUCGAGAUGACCUCAUGUAUGAGCAGUACCGCAUGGACAGCAAGAACACAAGUGAUAUGCACCUUAUCUCCAUCUACUUUGAGGAUGUUCAGGGUUUGUCAGACGAGCUGGCCAAACAGUUAUGGAUGGUACUGCAGAGGUCCAUGGUGAUGGUGCGUCGUGACCCCACCAUGCUUGUGUCGGUGGUUCGUAUCAUUGAGCGAGAGGAGAAGAUUGAUCGGCGCAUGGUCGACCGGAAGAAACAGAGCGGCUUCAUCCCACCGGGGCGACCGAAACGCUGGAAGGACAAGAUGUUUGAGGUGUUGGAGGGAACAGUCAGCACCCGAAUCGAAGGCACCCAGUCAGUGACGAGGGAGGCCGAUAAGAUGUGGCUGGUUCGUCUCCUAGAAAUAACCAGGAAGUACGUCCUGGAUGACCUCAUUGUUGUGAAGAACCUCAUGGUGCAGUGCUUCCCUCCACACUACGACACUUUCAACAGAUUUUUCGGUCUCUACCACAAUGCUGUGUCCACUCGUGUAACAGAGCUGGCCUUUGAGGACCUGGAGGCUAAUGAAAUCGUUUCCAUGCUCACUUGGGUCCUCAACACGUACAAGAGUACGGAGAUGAUGGGCCAUCCUGAGCUCAUGUCAGAGUGCGACAUCAACCUCCUGGAGCCUCUGCUGCCGAAGGACGUGGUGGACGACCUGCUCAGCAAAUACGUCAAGACCUUCACAUCUAACAUCACAGGCUGGCUGAGGAAAGCUCUGGAGACGGACAAGAAGGACUGGCAGAAAGACACCGAGCCUGAGGCCGACCAGGACGGAUACUACCAGACCACCCUGCCUGCCAUCGUCUUUCAGAUGUUUGAGCAGAACCUGCAGGUCGCUGCUCAGAUCGACGGAGACUUCAAAGAGCAAGUCCUGAAGCUCUGCCUGAAACAGAUGAACUCUUUCCUCGUCAGGUACAGAGAGGAGGCGAUGACAUACAAAGAGGAGCACCUGAGGGACAGACAGCUGCCUCAGUGCUAUGUUCAGUACAUGAUCGCUAUCAUCAACAACUGCCAGACCUUCAAAGAAUCGAUCAACAGUCUGAAGAGGAAGUACUCUCAGUCCUCGGAGCCCACCGACAGCGACGCUGCCAUAGAGCGGACCCUCAAUGAGGUGGCCAAGGAAGGAUGUCAGUUCCUACUGGAUGAAGUCUUCCUGGAUCUUGAACAUCACCUGAAUGAGCUGAUGACCAGGAAGUGGCUGACGGGCUCUCAUGCUGUGGACACCAUCUGUGUGACCGUGGAGGACUACUUUAACGACUUCAACAAGAUCAAGAAACCCUUCAAUCAGGAGAUGACCAGCGAGGCCCUGCGCAGGGUGGUGGUGGAGUACAUCAAAGCAGUGAUGCAGAAGAGGAUCACCUUUAAGAACGCGGACGAGAGGAGAGAGGGAGCGGAGAGGAUGAUCAAAGAGGCCGAUCAGUUCAAGUUCCUCUUCAGGAAACUGGCUGCUGGUGAAGACACUGACCCGCUCUGUGGGGCCAUAGCUGCCAUCGCUGAAGUCUUCAAGCUGACUGACCCCACGCUGCUGUUCUUGGAGGUCAGCACUCUGGUGUCCAAAUAUCCUGACAUCAGGGAGGAACACAUCCAGGCCUUGCUGGCUGUGCGCGGUGAUGCCAGCAGGGAAAUGCGGCAGAUGAUCAUCGGGACUCUCAGCGAGAACAAAGUGUCUUACUCUGGUGUGACGCAGCCCAUCUUCAAAGACAUCACUGUGCCAACCAUCACCAUGACGUCCAUGACAUCCAUGGCCACUGCAAAGCUGCUGAAGUAAAGCCAAGUCCACAUGACACUAAAGACCACCUUGAGCACCUUCAGGCACGAGAACACGAGUUACUGAUGCUCCGUUGUUUUUUUUUUUAAUCUCUAAUGCAGCUUCUGUUGUGAUUCACUCUUACUCAACAUUUCAUGUUUUCAGUCCUCCUCCAGCUGAUAUCCACUUUAACUAAUCAAUAAACUUAUAGAUGAAUCAUUGA
Messenger RNA from Notolabrus celidotus (New Zealand spotty), 2663 nucleotides. It is a transcript of the gene exoc3, whose product is annotated as exocyst complex component 3. The coding region runs from base 215 to 2461 and encodes 748 amino acids. The record is from RefSeq and is a predicted model, not a curated record. Gene Ontology annotation, molecular function: SNARE binding. The transcript is spliced from 16 exons. Lineage: Eukaryota; Metazoa; Chordata; Actinopteri; Labriformes; Labridae. Gene Ontology annotation, biological process: exocyst localization; exocytosis. Gene Ontology annotation, cellular component: exocyst.